Messenger RNA from Megalobrama amblycephala (Wuchang bream), 3774 nucleotides. RefSeq names its product YTH N(6)-methyladenosine RNA binding protein 3 (gene ythdf3). The record is from RefSeq and is a predicted model, not a curated record. Gene Ontology annotation, biological process: mRNA destabilization. Gene Ontology annotation, molecular function: N6-methyladenosine-containing RNA reader activity; mRNA binding. Bases 350 to 2152 code for a protein of 600 amino acids. The transcript is spliced from 5 exons. NCBI's taxonomy places the organism in Eukaryota, Metazoa, Chordata, Actinopteri, Cypriniformes, Xenocyprididae. Gene Ontology annotation, cellular component: cytoplasm.
AGCGGCGGAAGGUCAGCGCUCAAACGGAAGUGAGAGUCAGAGCCCAUCCGCCAUUGUGGAGCAGAGCAGGGGUAAUAUUCUCUCCAGACGUUACACAGUGUGUGAAUGUUUUACAAUAACUUAAAUACACCACACAGCCGCCAAGCUCCCCAAACCGUUUGACAUUCGCUGUCACUGUCUCCCGAGAGGACCGCUGCCGACCGUUUGAGACCAGGCGAGGAGAUCAACGCCUGAGAAAUACGCUGUGAUUAUAGGGCAACCCGGAGAGAGGAAAAAUAACGCGAACCCGCAGCGGUGGCAGGAGAGACCGUGGACAGUCAUAACAGCGAUCAGCUCGGGCUCCCGGAGGAUGUCUGCGACAACUGUCGAUCAGAGACCUAAAGGACAAGGAAACAAAGUGCAAAACGGUUCGAUGCAUCAGAAGGAUGCUGUAAAUGAUGAUGACUUUGACAAUUAUCUGAGCAGCCAGACAAAUCAGAGUAAUAGCUACCCACCAAUGUCUGAUCCCUACAUGCCAAGCUAUUAUGCUCCCUCUAUCGGAUUCCCUUACUCCUUGGGAGAGGCUGCUUGGUCCACCGCGGGAGACCCGCCUAUGCCGUACCUGACCACAUAUGGACAGAUGAGCAAUGGUGAGCAUCACUUCAUUCCCGAUGGAGUCUUCAGCCAGCCUGGUGCUUUAGGCAACACGCCCCCUUUUCUCAGCCAACACGGAUUUAACUUCUUUCCCGGAAAUGCAGACUUUUCCACCUGGGGCACUAGUGGUUCUCAGGGACAGUCUACACAGAGCUCAGCGUAUAGCAGCAGUUAUGGAUAUCCCCCGAGCUCGUUGGGCCGGGCCAUUGCUGACGGACAGGCCGGAUUCGGCAGUGACACGCAACUUAGUAAAGUUCCAGGGCUCAGUAGUAUCGAUCAGGGAAUGGCCGGGCUCAAGCUUGGCUCCGACAUGUCGGCCGUUACAAAGACUGUCGGGUCUCCUUUAGGAGGGACGCCGGGUAUGAGUAGCAUGGCUGCCAACAGCAUGCCGCCUGUCAGCUCCUCUGCACCAAAACCCACGUCGUGGGCGGCCAUCGCAAGAAAACCCGCAAAACCACAGCCCAAGCUGAAGCCAAAGCCUAACAUGGGUUUGGGAAGCGGCGCCACGAUCCCUCCUCCGCCGAUAAAGCAUAACAUGAACAUUGGUACCUGGGAGGACAAAGGCUCCAUCACCAAACCCCCUCUUGCUCAACAGAUUCUGCCCCCUCAGCCGUUGGUGCAGCAGCAACUCUUGGCCCAACCUCAGCCCAUGCUGCAGAGUCCAUUGCCUCCUCAACCCCAACAUCAGCAGCUCCAGCUACAAUCUCCUCAGCACCCUCAGCAGCUGCCUCCAGGUCCUCCCCACCCUCACCAUCACUCGCAACCAGGUCCUCCGCAGCCCCUGCACCCAUCUCAGGUGCAGAAUCCCCAACCCCAAAAUCGCUGGGUGGCCCCUCGGAACCGAGGAACCACGUUUAACCAGAACAGUGGCAUGGAGAACUUUGGCCUUGGGACGGGAGUCCCCAUGAGCUCGUCACCUUCUUCCGGCGAGGUUCACCCCGUGCUGGAGAAGCUCAAGGCCCUCAACAAUUACAACCCCAAAGACUUUGACUGGAACUUGAAAAACGGACGGGUCUUCAUCAUCAAGAGCUACUCUGAGGAUGACAUCCACCGCUCCAUCAAGUACUCCAUCUGGUGCAGCACAGAGCACGGAAACAAGCGCCUAGACGGCGCCUACCGCUCGCUCGGUGCCAAAGGUCCACUGUACCUGCUCUUUAGCGUCAACGGCAGCGGACACUUCUGCGGCGUGGCUGAGAUGAAGUCAACCGUGGACUAUAACGCCUAUGCCGGCGUCUGGUCCCAGGAUAAGUGGAAGGGCAAGUUUGAGGUAAAAUGGAUCUUUGUUAAGGACGUGCCCAAUAACCAACUGAGGCACAUUCGCUUAGAAAACAAUGACAACAAGCCUGUCACCAACUCCAGGGACACUCAGGAAGUGCCCCUAGAGAAGGCAAAGCAAGUGCUUAAAAUUAUUGCAACUUUCAAGCAUACCACCUCAAUCUUUGACGAUUUUGCACAUUACGAAAAGCGGCAGGAGGAAGAGGAAGCAAUGCGAAGGGAGCGAAAUAGAAAUAAACAGUAGGUUUACAGAGAUCUCCUUGGUAGAGCAUCAACACUAAUGAUGUAGAACCUUAAAUAUUGUGUAACCUCAGAGGAAGAACGGGGUUCUGACGUAUUUUAUUCUGCUGAAGACGAUGUACGAACACCUAAUCAAGACAGUGGACUUUUCUGAGUCAACUUCUGAUGGAUCUGCCCUUACGCUCAAGUCUCGCACGAAACAGAAAGAAAAUCACUCACGUAAACUGUAUCUUAAAGCACUUUCAGCCCUUCUAAAAGCUUCUGCCAGUACCCUUAACUAUCAUUGGACAUCUGUUUGGUAUUAACUGACUAACCAGUGUAGUUGGUCCUGAGGAUUUCAAAUGUAUUUGUAGGCUUAUUGUUUAGUGUUUUGUUUGUUUUUGUAAAUCAUUUUCUUUUUAGCGCUCUUUACAUUUGAGCACACUCAGAGGAGACGAGAACUAUGUAUCCAAGGAAAGACAAAUCUUUACUUGAAUUUGCGUGAAGCUGUAAAAAAACAUAGAGGCGCAAAAGCUUGCGUCCCACCUGACUGAAACCCAAGUCAGAAUAAUCACGUCCGAUAUUAUAGACUGACUCCACAGUAGCCCUUUCACCUUUGUGUAUCAGCAUCUAUUUCUGUGUACCAAAAGAUAAUUUUGCAGCUUGGUGCAGAAUGACACCAGCCAAUGCACAUUUUUUGUUUGUUUGUUUGUUUUUCCUGCAAUCUUGUAAUUCAAAAGUGCAUUUGUCUUAGGAGAAACCUGCUCAAAAAUGCCAUAAGUUCCUCUGAAGUCCAUCAUCCUCAGACGUAACCAGGCCUGGUGUUCAGGAAAGCCUCUUUAACGCUUUUUUGGACUGAUCAGGAUUCUGAUCUGCUGCUAAUCAGGAUUUAGUCCGAAUUGCCGAAGCUCAGCGAGAAUGUGACAGUUUUCUCCUAUAGGUGACUCGCUAGCUAAAAUAAACAUUAUACAUGUUUAGCGAUGCCACGUUUUGAGUUUUUCAUUUCAGAAUGUGCCGUUUACUCCUUUAUUUAACGGGCGCAAGAUAUUGUCCAAAUUCGUAUUGCAUGAGAACUUUUGGUUUCGCUGUUUGCAAAUAUAUACUGAGCAUUAUUCAGAGGCCAUGCAAAUGAAACAAUUUAUUUAGGUCUUGAGUAUAUUGAUUGAUUGAAUGAUAAAGUACUAUUGUUGCUAUGGCCUGACGUUAUAGUCUGAAUGUUUCCCUGCUUGGGUCCAGAGGUGCAGGCUGCCGGUGUCUUGAGAUCACACUCCCACCGUAAGACUUGAUCUUCUCAAACAUCUGUGAGUAAUGCAAAGUAAUUACAGUCUGCUAUUUCCUGUUUGUUCACUGGAAGCUGCCUUCUCCACAGGCCACUUUAGGCUGCUCUUGCUUCAGGAUGAUGUGGGUAAGAAGAACUGGACCCAGUGAUGGAACAGGCAUCACAUUUUGGGUUCACAUUUAACAAUUGCGGGAUGAUGUGUACUGCUGCAAAAAGAGACGCCUUCCGCCCCCUUCCUCUGUGUGCUUUGGUUUAAGGCCAUGCUUGUAUAGGUUACUGUAAAUCAAUGCUUCUUAAUGAUGCUGAUGCUAACAGGUAUGAUGUGAUUAAUUAAUCUGAUUUGAAAAAUAAAUAUAGAUUUAUGGAAA